This is a messenger RNA of Capronia coronata CBS 617.96, 1152 nucleotides long. RefSeq lists its product as uncharacterized. Gene Ontology annotation, molecular function: fatty acyl-CoA hydrolase activity. The record is from RefSeq and is a predicted model, not a curated record. Gene Ontology annotation, cellular component: peroxisomal matrix. The coding region runs from base 1 to 1152 and encodes 383 amino acids. Gene Ontology annotation, biological process: acyl-CoA metabolic process; fatty acid catabolic process. The transcript has a single exon. Lineage: Eukaryota; Fungi; Ascomycota; Eurotiomycetes; Chaetothyriales; Herpotrichiellaceae.
AUGUCUCGACACGCUACUCUCAUCAAACCUCCCAAAUCGCUGCCUCACCAUUCACCCGUCGAGAACGUGCUCUCCCUCCUCCCGCUCCUGGACAUCGGACCGGACAUCUACACCAAUGCGCGACCACUAUGGCACCCUCCCGGAGCACGAGGCAUCUACGGCGGGGCGGCGAUCGCGCAAUGUCUGUCGGCGGCGCAAGCCACGAUCCCGCCCGACUUCACCGUGCACAGCAUGCACUGCUAUUUCGUGCUGGCGGGCAACUCGGAGAUCCCGAUCCUAUACCAUGUGGAACGAGUCCGAGACGGCCGCAGCUUCAUCACUCGCACCGUCCAAGCCCGACAGCGAGGAAAAUGCAUAUUCACCACGACCCUGUCGUUCAUGAAAGAAGGCGGCGGCGGCACAGAAAGAGUCGAGCAUGCGGUGCCCAUGCCCACGGACGUGACGCCGCCGCCAGACGCCGAGACGAGCAGGGCCGCCUGGAGCGCCAACGACUCGGGCGAGUCGCAGCCCUUCGAAUCCGUUCGAUGCCCCGUGACACGGCGCGGGUCGCCGGCCGAGCGUAAACUGCGCCAGUGGAUCCGCGCGCGCGGCCGCAUCAGCGACUGUCCGCCCAACGUGCGCGAGGAGGAACUGGCCAAAGGCCAACGUGCCCACCAGCCGGGCAACAACCACCAAGCGCACCUAUCGGCGCUGGCGUACAUGUCUGACUCGUACUUCAUCGGCACCGUGGCCCGCGUGCACAGCCUGAUGCGCUUCGCCAAUCGCCAGAGCAUCGAGCGCACCUUGCGCGGCUUCAAGGGCUCCCAGGAGGAAAGGGACCAGAUGAGACGCUAUCUCGAGGAAAUCGCCCGCGAGGAGGCCGAGGAGAGUAGUCAGUUCGACUCUGUCACCGCCGCCGCGGGUCAGCCCGUGACACACAAGGACGGUCGCCAGAUCGGGAUGAUGGUCUCGCUCGACCAUACCAUCUACUUCCACAAUCCGCGGGCUUUUCGCGCCGAUGACUGGAUGUUGGCCGAGAUGGAGAGUCCGUGGGCCGGCGAUGGACGCGGCCUCGUCAUCCAGCGCAUUUGGAGCAAGACCGGCACGUUGAUCGCCACGUGUACUCAAGAGGGCGUGGUUCGGCUGGUUCAGAAGGAUGAGAGCAAACUAUGA